Molecule: messenger RNA, 4090 nt
Organism: Sus scrofa (pig)
Lineage: Eukaryota; Metazoa; Chordata; Mammalia; Artiodactyla; Suidae
Source: RefSeq, a predicted model, not a curated record
CUCGCCGGCAUCACUUAAUCGAAUCGGCGUGGCGCUUGUUGAGCAGCAACCGGCGUACGCAAGGAGCUUGAGCGUCCUGUGGAGCGCGCGGGAGGUCAGGCCAUGAACUUGGGAGAUGGUUUAAAGCUUGAAACUGAAUUCUUGGAUGGAAAAACCAAGCUAAUAUUGUCUCCAUAUGAACAUAAAUCAAAAAUUUCUGUAAAGGUGGAAUGUGGCAAAAUAAUUGUAGUUAAAUCGGAGCUCCAAUUACUAGGUUUCUGUUUAACGAGGAUUUACUACAGCUGUAAAACUCCCAUGGGAAAUAAGACCAAGAUUGCAAAAUGCCCUUUAAGAACUAAACAAACUGGAUACAUUCUAAAAUCAACACAAAAUACUUGUGUCAGGAGUGAAAAGGUUUUACAAAAGAAGAGAAUUGGUUCAGAAACUUUACUGGCAAAAGGUGAAAAAAAUAGCAUGACUUUUUCACCCACUAAGGAUUUAUGCAAGCAGUAUGCAGACUGUUUUCAUAUCCAGAAGGAAAUUUCACCUGCAACCCCUAAUAUACAGAAGACUAGAAACACCACAAAUACAUUUGUAGUAGCUAAACAGAAGCCUUGCAAAAAGCGCAUCACAGCUGAAACUAUGAAAAGCAGUUUGGUGUGUCUAACACAAGACCAACUACAACAGAUUUUACUGACUAUAAACCAAGGAAAUAAAUCUUUUUCUCUGACUGAGAAGGCAAAGGAAGAAGAAACAAGUCAGUAUAGUCUAAAUUUAAACAAUAUUCCUGAUCAGCCAAAGGACGAGAACAUCAUGGGCUUACUUCAAAAAACUGAGGCUGUUUCAUCUGUUCAGGAUGAAAAAAAACCUGUUUUAAAUAAAAAUCAGGUGACAUCUAAUCAGUAUGAGCAGAAAAUCACCACAGACAAUGUAUGGAAACCAGCUGAUAUAUUCAGUACUCUGGGAGAAAGAGAACGUGAUAGAAGUUUGUUGGAAGCGAAAAAAGCCCAGUGGAAGAAAGAGCUUGACGAACAGGUUGCUUUAAAGAAGAAAGAAAAAGAAGCUUCUGAAAAACGGUACAAUCCUUGUAAAAAAUCUGAAAAUGAUAAAGUAGUAUGGGAAAAUCUUCAAAUUCUUGAUCAGUCAAAGACUUUUCCUAGCUCUUCUAGCAUUCUGUCACAGUCUCCUAGUCAGGUAAUGGUGGUCCAUGCUGAUGGGAACUCACUACCUUGUGCUAGUCAGGUUUUAGAGGAAGCAGUACUGAUGGAGCACCCUCUCAGUGUUAUAAGACAAGAACACCAGAAAAAAUGGAUUGAAGAAUUGAACAAGCAAGUAGAAGAUGAUCAUCAAAAAAAAGCAGAGGAAAAAAUAUCUUCAAAGGGUGAAGAACAUGACAGAUGGGCAAUGCAUUCUGAUUCAUUAAAAAGCUAUCCUGAUUCUCAGUCUCAACUCUCCUCUCGAUCAACACACAAACAACCAGAGUACUUCUGUGUCUCUCCGGACACUCAGGAGUUGGCUGAUAUCAGCAGUCUGUAUACACCUACAACUGGAAGCCAGGUUGAACCUUCAGAGGAGGAGCAUAUAGCAAAACCUGUCAGAGAUGUGGUUGUGGCAUACAGUCAAAAAACGAACUUUCUCCGUUCUAUGACUGCUCUUUUGGACCCAGCUCAGAUUGAGGAACGAGACAGGCGGCGACAAAAACAGUUAGAACAUCAGAAAGCCAUCAUUGCUCAGGUAGAAGAGAAGCGCAGGAAGAAGCAGCUUGAAGAAGAGCAAAGAAAGAAGGAAGAACAAGAAGAGGAGCGUCGCUUAGCACGGGAACGAGAAGAGAUGCAAAAACAGUAUGAAGAAGAUAUACUUAAGCAAAAACAAAAGGAAGAAAUCAUGACUCUUAAGACAAAUGAGCUGUUCCAGACGAUGCAGAGAGCGCAAGAGCUGGCACAGAGACUGAAACAAGAACAGAGAAUCCGAGAAUUGGCUCAAAAGGGACAUGACACUUCCAGAUUGAUUAAAAAUCUUGGUGACAAUUUACUUCUCUUGCCAGUUGAUACAGUACAAGUGGAAUAUAAUGUAUCUACUAACAACAUUCCAAAUUCAAGACAUUGCUUGGAUGAAUUCAGUGGUAAAAUGAAUACAUAUAUCAACUCUAUAGCCUUUCCCAAGAAGGAUACUGGUGUGCAAACAGAUGACUUAAGUACAGGAAUAUUUGCCAAUACAGAAUCACGUUGUGGAUCGGUAAUAGAGAGGGAAAUUAUAAAUUGUUCAUCUCCUGAGAUUCCUGCAGAAUUUAAUGAACAGUUUAACACUAAGAAAAACAAACAAGAACUAGUAAGUUGGGAUAAAGGAGCCAACUUAGAAAAAGAAAAUAGUUGGUAUAAUGAUCAAUGUAAUCAGUUCACAAGGACAGAGAAACAAACAAAGCAUAUGAAGAAAUAUCCUAAAAGGCCUGAUUGGAAUAUAAAUAAGCCACUCAGAAGGUAUAUUCCAGCAUCAGAAAAGUACCCUAAACAGCUUCAAAAACUGAGAGAAGAAAAAAAAGUAAGAAGGCAGAUGGAACUGCUUCAUUUGGUAGAAAGAAAUAAUCCUGGACAUAUCUCUCCGAAUAGAGGCACUUCACCAGAAGUUCUUCAUUCAGCUCAUCAAGAAACUGAGCCAAGGUUUAAGUGGCAGCUCCUCAAAAAGGAAGAAGAGCCCCGGAGGAUUAAUUCUUUCAGCAAGGAAAGAUCUCAGUCACCACCAGUUCCAGCAGUGAAAAACAGAACUCAGCAAACUCAGACACUAAAAAACAGUAAUUUCGCAGGAGAUGGUCAGACAGACUCAUCACCUGGGAUUUCUGAACCACUCUAUUUUAUUCCCUAUGUGCGAACCAAUGAGAUUUAUUACCUUGAUCCAGAUGCACCAUUGUCUAGGCCUUUAACCCAGGAUCCUCAGUACCCAAGUCCACACGACUGUGACCAAGAACAACAGCUGUUUGAGCAACUCAGGGACCCACUUCUUAACCCCAACUUGGUGAAAAACAGGGAUCGACAGCAAGCAAUCCUUAAGGGACUUUCAGAACUGAGACAGGGCCUUCUCCAGAAGCAAAGGGAAUUGGAAACUAAUCUCAUGCCUUUAGCUGCAAAUCAAGAAGAGAAUUUUAGUUCUUUGUUUUAAAUGUAGAAAAUCAAAUCCUUCACAUUUGUGUUUUCCAAAUUAUAAAAUGUGGUUGUUGCUCACUGUAUUUUUCAAAUAGUCUAUUUUUAAAAUGCUUAUUUAAAACUUGUAUAUUACAUAGUAAAAUGCUGUUUGUGUGUAUAUAUACAUUAAAAAAAAAUAAAACAGACACUUUUGUAAAAAGCCUAGUAAAAAAAAAAUUUUUUUUCUUCUGCUAUGUCACAGUCUGGGUAUUUAUCUACUUACCUUAAAGCAGUCUGGAGUUUACAGACAACGUUCUUCCACACCUUUUUGCAUAUAGAUUAUUAAUUGAAAUAUCACAUAUUUGCUCUAUAAAAAAUUUUAAAGGGUAAAUAAAACUCAUCCAAGGUUUUCUGAGGUGCCAAAGGAAAAGGUCUGACAUCCCAAUUUUUGCUAAAAUAGCCUAGACUGAGUUUAGGCUUAUGUGGAAAUUUUUUUUUUCUUUUAAGUCCUUUUUUUAAAGUUUUCAAAAACAUUUACAAGUUAUGAUUAGUAAUGGAAAGGCAGUUAGUAACAUAAGAGGAUUUAAAAUUUACCUCCACCAUGUACUUUUAUUUGUUAGUUUAAAAAAAAAAGUUAGUUUUAGUACAGCACUUAAGUACUUAAGUGCAUUACCAACUCAAAAAUAUACUUCCAUUUUUCUAGCAAUUUAAAAACCCAUAGCAAAGUUGUCAAACUGUUUAAUGCCUUUAACAGACACCUAUCCUUUGAAACAUGAAUCUGAAUUUGGUUAAGUAAAGGACCACACAAGCACUAAAAAUCUUAAUUACUGAAUACUCUCAAAAAAAGGCUGAUCACAAUUCUACCAACAGGCUAUUUUUACAUGGUUAAGCCUAAAGAUAAAAUAAUGCUGCCUGGUAUUAUGUCCUAAGUUCUAUGUACAUAGUUUUAUGAUCUAAAUGAAACUUCAUUGUUCAAUAAAUCUUGAGGUAUUGAG